CUGUGUGUGUGUGUCAGGUUAGUAGUGUGUUUCAGAUUCCCUCAAAGCAGUCAGUACAUUCAAAAGACUCAACCGGUUAACAUCUAAAAAAAAAUACAUUUUUCUACUCCCAAAAAAAAUAAAAACUUAAAAUGUUUGACUGGUUUGAAUCGAUUUCGGUGCCGAGUUUGAAGGACCUCCGCGACAUGAAGAGCCAUGCGAUCCAGAAGAUCGCCCAACUCGAGGUCAAAGGAGUCUACUGGGGCCGUCGCAUCGGACUGGACGAGUUCCAAGACGACGCGCUUUUCCGAUUUUUGAUGGAGAAGGCCUAACUUCACACUCAGAUGUCCACUCUAACCGAAAACUAACACAGAAAACACCCAUCCACACAUUGUGAAGCCACACUUUUUUACACAACGCAUAUCUGGGGCUAUGUCUUGAUCCUUACUCCUCCUCUGAUUUGCAGAACUAUAGCAUAGACUUUUAUUAACAUGACAAAAAAAAUCUGAAAUUUUCACAUCAAUUCAUCCAGACACAAGCAUAUGAUACUGAGCAUGAGAAACAAAAAUGACACAUCUGUAUGACGGGGGAAAAUGCUAAAAAAUUGCUGAAAAAUAUCAGUAAUUCCAGCUCAUCGUUCCCAUUCAACAACGCCAAUAGCAUAUACAAAAAACGACAAAAAGCCAAUAAUAUAAAGUUUGUCCCAA
Messenger RNA from Drosophila ananassae, 686 nucleotides. RefSeq lists its product as uncharacterized. The transcript is spliced from 2 exons. The coding region runs from base 132 to 311 and encodes 59 amino acids. Lineage: Eukaryota; Metazoa; Arthropoda; Insecta; Diptera; Drosophilidae. The record is from RefSeq and is a predicted model, not a curated record.